AUCUCUGUCCGCGUCUGCCUGGCCCGCCCGCCGAUCGAUCACAGAUCCGCGUCUGCACAAACGGAGGACCAGGAACGUGCAUGCUGCUGGUCCUCGGAUUUCUGGGUUAAUGGGGGCGGGGGAGGCGUGCAAAACCCGCCCUUUCCAGGAGCUCGUCCCCAGGCUGAUUUUAAGCCUCGAGACUAGCCAGCUCUUUGGACGUUUGCACUGCAGCCUGGACCCUAGGCCAGACCGAGGGAGCCUCGCUGCGUAGAGAAGAAGCGUCCUGUCCCCACGGCACCCACAAUGCUUUGCCGCCCGGCACCGUCCCCGGGGGUGGGGAGCGGGCGGCUGCGGCUGUCUCGUGGCGCCGCGCCGGAGAGGUAGAUGUGGGAGCAAGAGUUCAUACCCUGGGGUGACGUAUGCGGUUGCCCUUAAGCAAGCAGCCUCUGGCGCUUGGGACGCAUUUUUGGAGCCAGAAUCUCAGACUUUUAGCUUUGUUCCGAUGGGAGCCGGAACCGUCAGGGAAACCGGAGCUUGUUUUCUGCAUCCUUAGGGACCCUGCAGGCUGUCAUCUCUCUCUAACUUGGUGCAGAAAACGGCACAGCCUAGGGUGUAAAGCUUGCCAGGUGAAGUGGAGAAGAUGGGAGUGCACUUUCUAGAGAGAGUUCUAGAGGGUUCCUUACUGUCCAGGGGACAAAGCAGCAAUAAAACCAGGCUAAUUGGAGGAGGGUUGGUAAAGAACGUUUUCUACGUCCAAAAUGAAUCAAGCCGUUGAUUAUGGUAUAAUUCAUUCAUUGUGAGGGCCCGCAUGUGUUUUUUAUUCCCAUCAUGUGUACACUGACCAAAAUGGCACACAUGCUUCUUUUGAAAAAUAACACAGCAAAGUUUUAGGAAGGAAAUAAAAAUCUUCUAUAAUCCCAUCUCUUCCAUUUUUCAGAGGCAGGGGAUAUUACGGAAGAAAAACACGUAUUCAUGUUCAAAUGGGGCACUUUUAGUAGGCCACUCAAAAUAAGGGGAAAAGCAACCUUGGGUGGUACAAAUCAACAAAAUGUCACAAAGAGAUAACAUCGUGUGAUGUGUGUGAAGAUAUUGAUAACCUUUUCGUGGACUGAUGUGAUAGUGAAGGCAGGAGACUUGGAAGGGAGCCUCCACAGUAGAGCUUAAGCUCCACAAGAGCAGGACAUGUGUGUAAUCCUGCCGUUUUCUAGGCACUCCUUUCUGGUGGUAAGGAGUCCUUUCCAAAUAUAACAGGAAUAAAGAAGUUACUUCCCCUGCUGCCAUCAUCUCCCAACAGACUGAGCAAGAAUAUUUUGAGCGCUACAGCAAAGACAGUCCAUCAAACCCUAGAUGAUGAUCAGCCGUGUGACUUUUUCAAGAAAGGGAAUAGGGUGAAUAAACCUUAUCAGAAAAGCAGCAAUAUGAAUGCAGGCCCCUCUUGGAAUAAAGUACAACGUCCAAAGAAUUCAAGAAAAAGGCAGAGUAAAUCCCAAGUCCCCUACGUCUCGUCCCAGCUGAAAAGCAGUCUCGGAGGAUGUGUCCCCCAACCAACUGAGGAUAAACUGAAGGAAAGCAUUUCCCCAGAAGGAAACCCCAAAAGGAGUCCCCUUGGCUACAGGUGUCGGGGGUCCUCAGGGAACAAGUUGUUUCUGGACUUUCAGACGAUGAAAAUUGUCAAAGAAGAUGCUGAGGAGGACAGUGCCAGUGACCUCUCUGAUUCAGAAAGAAUCCCCGUCCCCCCUUCUCCCCUCACGCCUCCAGAUCUUCACCUUCGAGCCGAAGAGAUUGAUGCGGUUCACUUCGAUCUGCACCCAGGGCAGGGUCCCACCCAGCCCGAAUACUGUUACCCCGACUUCCUCCCGGCCCCGUGUAACUCCUGGGACCUGCGGGACAUGGCUGUGCUCCUGCACUCUGAGCGCAGGACAGAGGCCGUGCCCAGAGCCGCGGGGCCGCUGGGGAAGUACGUCGACAGGCUUGUCCAGCUCGAGUGGCUACAGAUCCAGACUGUCCAGUGCGAGAAAGGAAAGGGGGCCAAGGCGAGGCCUCCCACUGCCCCUGGGACCUCGGGGGCUCUGAAAAGCCCUGGGAGAAGCAAGCUGAUUGCCAGCGCUCUGUCCACGCCUCAGCAGGAAGGGCCUCCGAAGUCAGGCCCUUCACGAAAGAAAGACGUGCACCGGGAAGACGUCCAUCCGUCCUAUUACACAUGUGAGGCUUCCACCAAAUCCCUCGAUGUGCUGAGUAGCAGCAGACUGUGUUCUCAGAAGCAAACCCUGGACAUGCAGACAGAGGAGAAGAAAAAGAAAUCCAACAAGAGCUCCAAGCUGCAGCACUGGCAUCUGUCCUGCGGGAACGGCGGCGACCCUAAGAUGGAGAGCAGCGUGAACCUUCGCUUUCCCAGGCAGCCAGCGGUGAUCGGGGACUCCACGGACACCUACAAGGCCUCCAGAGCGCCAGCACAUGCAACUCUUAAGAAAAAGGGAAAUGCAAAUAAUUGUGCUCGAGCCACUAUAUCCAGCGAGAAAAAGCUCAAAACAAAUGGAGUAAAACCAAACACACACAAAUUCAAAUCAUAACUGAGAUGAUGAAUUGCAAGGACCUGCAGGUGCCUCAAUAUUGGAGUGCUUCCAAAAGUUACAAUACUGUGAAUUUUAAGAGACUUUGGGAUUACUGACACUGAAGAGGUUGACCAGUUCUUUAGUCCACGCCACGCCCACCCAAGCCACAACAGGGUCGUUUCCAAAGAAGGGUGUCUUUCAGUAACCAUAUUUUGUGUUGACAGUCUUAGGCAAAUGAGAGCCCUUCAGAUAAAAAUUAACCAAGUUCUGUGCCAUAUAAGAAAUAAAACGACAGCUCUCCAAGGGAAGAGUGGACUAAACUUCUGAAACCUCAGCCAGGCCACGUACAGCGUAUGUAAACUAGUGCGUACUGCUUCAAACGGUGUAGUAUCCUGAAUUUCUGAAAUAGGGCUCUCUGCAUCCUUAUCCUAAACUAUUCAAGCAGAAGGUCCGGGCAUCUCACUCCUGGGGAAGCUUCGGCUCUUCCUCGAGUUACGGAGCAGCUAUUAUGAGCAAAGUCAUUUAUCACUAAGCUGCCUGCUCCUUCCAGACAGUGGAAUCUAGUGCUUUCAAACACUUUCCCUGACGUGGGUUUAAAAAAAAACAAGGCCUUUUCAAUUUAGAGGUAGUGGCGAAGUCCAUUUCUAUAUUCUCUAAGCUGAAGUUAAAAUAGCGUGCAGGCUUCGUCCCAGUGGACGUCGGCGGGUCUGAGCACGGUUGUUAGCACGUGAUGGGAGGAAGAAUGAAACAGUUGGCACCAGAAUCCCCGGCAUGUGUGGCUUCUCUGAAGAGGUGCCGUGGGAAAAAGCAUCAGAAUGAUGAUCUGUCUUCAUUUGUGAGAGCAGGACUUUAUAAUCUUGCUGGGAGCAGGGGGUGGGAGGGCGGACCACGGAUCAGGUUACUGAAUGUCUUAACCUCCUCACCUGGCCCUGCGGCUUCCUGACUCCCCUGAAUGCUUCUUAUUUAACCGCUGUUAAGUCACAUCUACUUGUCCCUAUGGUUGUGCUGAGAGAUUUCUCUUGAUAUUAUGGUGAAUAUCUGUAGAACCUUUGCUUGACUACUUCUUGAUAUACAGUAUGUUUUAAUGACUGCAGCUGAUUUUAUCCCUUCAAACGAUUAUUGUAUUUGUUUUUUUACAUAUAUGUUUCUGUUUUCUCACCUUUGGGACAAAUGAAAAACUUGGCACUUUUCAUCUGAAAAUAUUUACUAACUCGCAGACUUUUCACCCAGUAACUCAGUGUCAUCCAAGGCACUGUUUAAGUUAACAUAAAGACAAGAUGCAUUUAUAAAUAAUUAAAAUAAUAGGCCAAAGUUGAGUAUUAAGAUGCCAUUUUAAAAUCUGAUUUUAAUCGUAUUAACCAACAAAAAUUUUUAUGGUAAUUUUUUUUCUUCUAAGACUUUUAUUUACAGAGUCCCUCUUAUAUUCUCUCUCACACCACCCUACUGGAGAAACCACUGCUUACAAUAAAAUCUUAUGCAUUUUUAUAAAUGAACAAACGAUGUACAUCUGGCAGGCAUUACUUCCAUGGUUCGCAAUUAUACUAUAACUUUUGUACUCAGUAUAAGUAUAGUGUUUUGAAAACAUAGUGCUAGUCUUACUUUUCCUUUCUGUGGUUCCUGAGUGGCACCCCACAUGUCCCUCGACGGCCCUGCUCCUAUGAGUACAGAUGGGUUAGUCCUAUAUACACUGCCGGCACCCAAUUCAUGAGCCUUUCUCUGCUAGAUUUUUAUGCAGCUCUUUAUGAAGUAUUCAGGUUCGAUAAAUCUCUGUAAGCACAUUACAUAUAUUUACACACAUAUAUAUACACACAUAUAUACUCCUGAUAUUAAUCCUACAGGGUUUAUGCUGAGCUGCCGCCUCUCCCAGUAAUGCACCUGUGCAGGUACCCUCAGAGAUCUGGAGGGUGAGGGUGACGUAGUUUACCUUUCCCGGCCUCGUGUAUUUCUGAGCUGAUUAAGAAAUGUUGAGGUAACGCCUCGGAUGUUACAUUUGUUCCUAGCUCUUUGACUUGAAGUUGGUUGCUUAAUUUGGGGGGAUAGCUAUAAUGUCACAUGUUAAGGCAGUUUUAAAAGCCUGAAAAAGUGGCUUUACUUGUUUACUUUUUUGCCUCGGGUUGGUAGUUUAUUUUAACCAACAUUAUUGUGAUUGGAUCAGAGCUCCUAAUGAAUAUGGGUUCAUUAUGGAACAUAAGGACAAUUUUGUGAUUCCUGAUGCACAUCUCUUAAUGCACUAAAUGCUGCAGAUAAGGAUCUCGCCAUUCAGGCAGACAACAUUGGAGAGUUGAGUCAGGAGUUCAUUCAGUUCAUCAAAUUGAAGCCAUUGAAUCUUGUGACAUGAGUCAUUGUAUUUCUAAGAAGUGCCUCUCAUUUCUGUGGAGUUGUUUACAUACAUGUUGCAUUUAAACCAAUUAAAAUGAUCCAAUAAAAUAAAAUAAAUGG
Molecule: messenger RNA, 4973 nt
Organism: Balaenoptera musculus (blue whale)
Lineage: Eukaryota; Metazoa; Chordata; Mammalia; Artiodactyla; Balaenopteridae
Gene: FAM217B
Product: family with sequence similarity 217 member B
Exons: 4
Coding region: 1401-2552 (383 amino acids)
Source: RefSeq, a predicted model, not a curated record